AUGGGGGUUAUUAAUGUUAACGAACAUUUCCGACAUCGUCGUAACCAAGGAAUGAUCGAAAAUUAUGGAGCAGAUCAGUAAGUACCGCCGCAUUACAUAACUUGAUUUGUUUACCUUGAGCGGUUUUGAGGUGGGAGCCGGCCUUCCUUUCCAUCGCCACGAAUCAGCUGAUUUUUUUGUCUAGUCGUUCUAGUUAGCUUUCAAGUGUGAUCGUCAUUAAGAGAUCAAGAAACUAUUUCGAACGAUUAAAUGCCUGUAUCACUUCUCGUGAUCGUAAGAUGAUAACAGGUGAUCGAAACGGCGUUGAAAACAGAAUAAUAUUAUUAUUUGGCGUUUUUUCGGCUCAAUCGUAAUAAUUUUGUUUUCGGCGGACCACUUUCAUCUUCGCUGUACCAUGCAGGCUAACAAAACGUUUUAGCUAUGUCAGCUGUGGGUCAAAAUACACUCAGCUGAUAUAUAUUAUUAAAAACCGAAGCCGCUUUGCUCUUUCAGUGCUUCAGAGGAAGAGUACUUAGAACCUACACACCCUCAGACUCCCCAGCAAGACUCAAAUCAAAGGCGGCAUACACGUAAUCGAUCGCAAAAGAAAAAGGUACAAUACAACUCAAGGAACGCUGGACGCAGAGUGAAAACCGGAAGCCGGCCGAUGAGAAGAUAUGAAAAUUGUAAGUCAAGAGUUAGGCAAGAGAAAACCUGAAAGCUGAGUAUUUGUUUCUUAACACUAAUUCUAUCUGUUUCAAAAUUGUAAUUUUUAACCGUGAAAUAUUUUAGAGGGUGUCAAUGACGUGAUAUUCCAACAUCCCACAUCCAUUUGAUUAAGUACACUCACCCUGGUUAAACAAGAUUGGGUGGCUAGAGGGGAGGGGGGUAUAAUCAGAGGACAUUGGACGAGUGAGUCAAACUGACAACUAGAUAGUUUUUGUGGCCCUUUGUUUGAAGAUACCUCUUUCUGCUUCAAAGUUCAACGCCUCAGCCUUCACUCACUCAGAGUAGUUUUAAAAAGACUGCAAUGGCAAAUUUUAAGCUUUCCUUUUUUUUCUCCUUAAUCUUAAAUUCAGUGUGUUUUCUGCUGAGUUUGGUUGACCAUGAGGAAAUUGGAGAACUUGACAUCUCUGAUUUAGUCAGCAACAACACAUCCGUGUUUGCAAAACUUUUGAGUAAUGAAGAAAGCAUGAAGGUAAUGCUCUUAAUUGUUUAUUACUCAAUGGGAGGUGAACAGUCGACACUUCGGUAAACGACUCAAUUGUUCACCAAUUCCUUGCCGACCAAAUUUCAUUUAUCAUCACAGGAAUAUUACAUUUUUAAUCAGACAUGUGAUGAGAAUCAAGAGAACUAUCAACAAAGGGAUUCCAUCAAUCUGUCAUGAAACCAAAUAUUUUUCAAAGUGAAAUUAUCAAUUAAAGCCUUAUCACAUCACAGCAAUUAACAUUACAGCUGCGGUAUCUUUGCCAGACAACAACUAUGUACUUGACUCUGAUUAUAACUUCUACUCAGGUUGUGGAAACAUUAGUCACUUCUACCAACUACAGUCCUUCAAAGGACCACACUCACACAGACAAUCUGACUACACUAUCACAUAAAGCCUUGUCAGUCAGUAACGUAAGUUUUCAUUGAAAAAUAGAUUUGGAAUGGGUUUGUAAACCUCUCUGAAGAAGAACAAGAAGCUUUUAUGGUUCCAAAGAGGAAAACAGCUGCACCUGUUCAGGAUGUUGAUAGGGGAAACACAGCUGAAGAUGAAAUCCCAACAGAGCGAGGUAUUGUGUUUCUCUGCUUUAUUUAAUAGUGCUUGGUAAACAUGCUUAGUCUUAUUGAUGCAGGUUUUUCUAUAUAUUUUUUUUUUUACUUAGAUGCAGUAGCAGUUGCAGAAAAGGCUUUCAACAGAAUUGAAGGACGUAUCAGAGGAACCCUUACGAAAAAACGUUUCCCAAUGGUACUGCAGCUUUUUCAAUUAAUAAAGCUUUGAGAAUUGAUAAUGACUCAUUUUAAAAAUGCAAAAUUCCCUUUAUAGUAAAAUUACAUUGAUGAAAAGAAGAAACAAGAUUGCUAAAUAAAAUUUCAUGCUACCUUAAUCUUCUAAGUACCCCGACCCCCUUCUCAUGAAAACAAAUUAUGUUAAAAUUUAGAAAGUUUUCUAUCAUUCUUUUAUAUUUUUUUAUUUUGUACUUUUUUUGUCAUCAGGGUGGCCUAAAAUACCAUGAACAGGAGGUGGUUGCAUAUUUUUCUGAUGAUCCCACUGCAGUCAUGAUUUCCUCUGUUCCAUCCAGGUACGUAGAUACAAAUCAUUUUUAAGGUCUACAUUUAUUCUUUUUGUUAAGGGUAAAAAUAUGAAAAAAAAAUUGUGAAAAUAUAUCACACUUUUCAACCAACAAAUGAAGGGGGAAGUGGUGUUUGAGAUGGAUAGUUUACAUUUGGAUGUUACAUUGACAAUAACUAAUGACAAAUUAAAAUAAAGUAAAAUCCUGUUUUUUCUUUAGUUUUGAUAGGCUGUUGGUGCAUGGUGUAUGUCAGUUCCUAGGUUUGAAAUCAAAAAGUGAGUAUUAUAGCAGUGAAGCAGUUGUUACUUUGUUUUAUGUUAAGGAGCAGUCACUGGAUGUCAAGAUUAGCCAUAAUCAUGCAAGUUGUAAUGUUUUUAUGCUUCACCUGCAUCAAUUUGAAUUUGGCUGUGUGGGACCUUUGAAUGUUGUGUGAAUCAAUGAAUUCCAGCCUAAAUUUUAUCUGUAAGGACCAUUUUAUGAUUUAUAGUCACAAAAUGGGAACUUUGGAGGCCUUUAUAAAUAUAAAGAAACUAAAGGUUAUAACUAUGGGUUAAAACAAAAGUUUCAUCAAAUCAUUUGAGGUCUUAUCUGCAUAGCCCAGGAAAUAAAUUUUAUGUCAACAGCAGCCCCACAACUAACAGAGCUGUUUGGUAAGAGCUGAUUAGGGGCUGGGGAUGCAACACUCAAGGGAACCUGUUUGGUGGCUAGCAACCAAAGAAGAGAAAACUAGAUACAUUCCUAAGUACUAUAGCAAACUAAUGUGGCUUUACUUAUAAUUUAAUGUGUGAUAUCACUUUCUUUACUCCAAGGUACUAGUCGUAAUGGAGACCACAUCAUGGAGAUUGAAAAUAAACAAGACACGUUUUGUGUUCCAUCUCUCCUUCUCUCCCAAUACUUGGAAAAGCGUAGAUAACAUUACAAAUAUGGACCAGUUGUUUAUAUCAGAGGAUUAUCAGACAACAUUGAUUAUUAGUACAACGGUGUUUAUAGAAAUUUAAUUGUGUUGUAGAUAGCAUUCAAAGAAAUAUUUCAUUUUACUCCUGGAUGCAGUGGUCAUUACAUUAAUGAAGAAAAGAUAACUGUCAUUGUCAAACAAAUUUAGUUUAUAUUACCUUGGUUGACACAUACAUGGGAAAAUGGUCAAUAAAAGUUUUUGGCCUUUUUCAAAUUGUAUCAUUUUAUCAAGUCACUAUUUAUAGCCUUGUUGGUUUCAAAGCGGGAGGUGAGAUCUUAAGAAUUUGAUAUGGGAAACUAGAUAGUUAAACUUAUGUACUGUAU
Molecule: messenger RNA, 3533 nt
Organism: Pocillopora meandrina
Lineage: Eukaryota; Metazoa; Cnidaria; Anthozoa; Scleractinia; Pocilloporidae
Source: the annotation of a GenBank genome assembly